AUAGACUACACUAAGGAAAAGAGAGUAGAAAGAAUCCCUCCUAUCCAAGGAGAGACGCUAGAAACCUCUUUUAAAGGAAAGUGUAAAGCCUUUCGCAAAGCACUAUUUCCUCCACCCCUAAUUAUAGUACCACCAAGCUUCAAUAACUACCAAGAGA
Messenger RNA from Bipolaris zeicola 26-R-13, 157 nucleotides. RefSeq lists its product as uncharacterized. The record is from RefSeq and is a predicted model, not a curated record. Lineage: Eukaryota; Fungi; Ascomycota; Dothideomycetes; Pleosporales; Pleosporaceae. The annotation marks the transcript as partial. The transcript has a single exon.